Molecule: messenger RNA, 1782 nt
Organism: Xyrauchen texanus (razorback sucker)
Lineage: Eukaryota; Metazoa; Chordata; Actinopteri; Cypriniformes; Catostomidae
Product: cytochrome c oxidase assembly factor 7
Exons: 3
Coding region: 275-964 (229 amino acids)
Cellular component (GO): mitochondrial intermembrane space
Molecular function (GO): protein binding
Source: RefSeq, a predicted model, not a curated record
CGUGACAAUUGACAAAGUAGGAAGCGUUAUCCGGCUUCUGUGCAUGCGAUUUACUUGCACGUUGUUUUACAAGUGUUUCAAUAUCACACAACGCACGUCUAAUUUGAACUUAAAGGAUCUCUAUGUUUUGUACUCUAUUCAUUUCUGAAAUCAACGGAUGCGUUGAUUGUUCCUUUUCUUGCACAACUAGUCAGUGAUCAAGGUCAAGAGUUGCUUGACGUAAGACCUUCAGUGUAAUCAACUGUGUAUACAGUGGUCGUGAAUCUCUUAACAAAUGGCCGGCUUAAUUAACUUUGAGGACGAAAAGGAGGUCAAGCAGUUCUUGGAUAAUUUAGGGGUGGAAUACAGUUAUCAGUGUUACCGGGAGAAAGACCCUGAAGGGUGUCAGAGGUUGGCUGAUUAUUUGGAGGGUGUGAAGAAGAACUAUGAGUCCACUGCACAGGUGCUCAAGCAUAACUGCCAGGUGAAUGGAUAUGGAGAGAGCUGCUAUAAGCUUGGGGCUUAUCAUGUCACUGGCAAAGGUGGCAUGACCGAGUGUUUAAAGACAGCGUACUCCUGUUUUAUGAAGGCAUGUAACGCCAAAGGGAAGAAGUCUGUGGACGCCUGCCAUAAUGUUGCACUGCUUGCCCACGACGGGAGAGCCAUGGAGGGAGGCACAGACCCAGUGGUGGCUCGUCAGUAUUAUGAGAAGGCGUGUGAGGGAGGCUUCGCCCCCAGCUGUUUCAACAUGAGCGCCCUUUUGAUCCAGGGGUCUCAAGGGGUGGACAAAAACAUGCCGUUGGCUCUAAAGUAUGCCUUGCGAGCCUGUGAGCUAGGACACGUAUGGGGCUGCUCCAAUGCCAGCCGAAUGUACAAACUGGGCGAUGGGACGGAUAAGGAUGAUCAGAAAGCAGAGGAGCUGAAGAACAGAGCUCGGGAGCUCCACGGACAGCAGAAGGAAAGGCAGCUGAAAUUUGGGGAGUGAGAUAACUGUGUUAAGGUUGUUGUCAGAUGCAACUGAUUUUAUGCAUCAGUAAUCAUAGAUCGAGACCAGUGUAUUGGUGCCUGUUGACAUAUGUGCUUGCUGUCACUCAAUGGCAUCAUGCAAUGGGCUUUCUUAUCAUUUUAUAAAAGCAACAUCAAUGAUGUUAAUAAAUGUUUUCUUUGAUACUGUACUCUCAUAACUGUGAUUCUUGUCUGAGACCUGAUAUAACACAGAGAUGGAGGAUAUUUAGUGCUCUGGUUUUUGUAAUAUUCUAUGGAUAUGGCAGAUAAACUAAACUGUGAGUUGUUAUAGGAGAUUAACCAUAUACAUAAAAUGGCCACAAGAGGGAGGCACACUCAAACUAAAAUGAGUACACAUACAAUACUUAAGGGUUUUUGUUGUUAGUGAUUCAGAACUGAUUCUGCUUCUUGCUGAGCCAACACUGUACCAAAUUUGUAUUUCUUUUACUUGGCAUAUAGUUCUGUUUUUCAUGGUUUUCAAAGAUUAGGGCAUAAUGUUACCAUCUGCCAAUGCUCAACCUUCAGAGGUGUUUUCUCCUCCCUUUUAAAUACUGAUAAACCUAUUUAUUUUGAUAUCUGUGCAUAAUAAUAUGGCUAGUUGUAUUUUAUUAUUUGUAUUUAGCAUUGUAGGUGCAACCUAGCAGUUAGGAACCACUGGUCUAUGUAACUCAUUUGAUCAUUUUGUAUCUUAGUAUAGACAACUGUGUUGUGUAAAGUACCAAAUCUUCAUUGUUAACUAAAGGUAAAGACACCUUCAUGGAAUUUGACUCAAGUAAAAGUUAAAGUUGCUCACAAGAA